CACACACACACUGUGCACAGGACUUCCCUGUGACUUUGCAAAGCUGCAUUUAGCCGAAGUACCUACAAGUUUCUGAGCGCACGGUGGAGGGAGAAGCGGAGUCGGGAGUCGCCACAAACAAAAACGCGUAGAAGGAUUUGUUUUUUCUUUUUUCUUUUUUAAAUUUUUUUAAAUAAUUGAACCUGUUGAUUAAGUCUGAGCGGCAGUGGGACGCAGAGGAGCAAGAGAAGAAAGCCUGAAUAGGUGCAGGCAACACACCGCUGCUUCAGCGGGCAGGAGGAGUGAAGAACGCACGUCGGCUUUUUUCUUCGCCCAGCAUUCGCAGCCUGUGCUGGGUUAGUGGAAAAAUGGGCACUUCGACCUGCAGUGGACUUAUCCUGUCCUUGAUGCUCACAUGCCAGCUGGUUACUGUGACUCAGGCCUCCAAGGUGUGGGGUGGGGUCUCUGUGCCAGAAGAUUUGGAGGCGGCUAAAGAAGUCCGGGCGUCUCACAGCUUACUUGACGACGACGAGGACUUUGCUGCCGAUGAAGCCUCAGGAGAUCUGCCCAGUGGCGAGGAUGAUGGAAGCACACCAUGGCCGCCAGUCGCAGAGAGCACAAUUUAUUACAGAGCGCUUGUCAACUUCACUGACUCCCUGGUCUACAGCCUUGAGCUGGAGGACAUCUUCUCUUCAGCUUUUAAUGAGAUCUCUGAAGCAGUGGUGGACACGCUAGAGUCAGAGUACAACAGGAUUCCAGGUACUCAGGCAGUCAACGUGGUCCUCAUCAAGAAGGUGGUGAGAGACGACGGUGUGGAUGUAUUUGUGGAGUUGGACGUGGGUUCAGACAACAACAGCAAUGAGGAACAGAUCCGCAGGGUGCUGUACAACGUGGUGAAGGAGGGGGCCAUCGCUUCCUACGUCACAUCCGUCCAGGGCUUUCAGUUCAAACGGCUUGGACAAGUAACCCCCAGCAUCAGGCCCUGCAUGUCAGAUGAGCACAGGUGUGGCGAUGGGACAUGCAUCCUAAUGGAAUACCUGUGUGACAAUAGACCCGACUGCAGAGACAUGAGUGAUGAGAUCAACUGUGAUCUGCCAGCCCCUCCAGUCUUCACCACCCCUCCCACCACAACCACCAUCGCCAAGAAGCCCGUGCGGCCCCCAAGCCCGCCUGGACCCUGCAGAGCCGAUCAGGCCACAUGCCAGAGUGGAGAGUGUAUCCCGCGUGACUACGUUUGUGACGGGGAGAGGGACUGCUCGGACGGAAGUGACGAGAACAGAUGUGGCACUCCAUCUCCCUGUGAACCCAACGAGUUCAAGUGUAAAAAUGGCCGCUGUGCUCUUAAGCUUUGGCGAUGUGAUGGAGACAAUGACUGCGAGGAUAACUCGGACGAAACAGACUGCCCCACCAGGGGUCCUGGUGACAGGUGUGCUCCUGAGCAGUUUGAAUGCCUGAGCGAUCGCACCUGCAUCCCAGCCAGUUACCAGUGUGAUGAGGAGCCAGACUGUCCUGACCGCUCUGAUGAGUACGGCUGCACCCCUCCCUCUGUGACAAGCCCACCAGAAGAGUCCAUUCAGGCAGCACGGGGGGCGAUAGUGACGUUCACAUGUCAAGCUGUUGGAGUGCCAACGCCCAUCAUCACUUGGAGACUCAACUGGGGACACAUUCCUGUCAGCGGCAGGAUCUCCAUGACCAGUGAGAACGGCCGUGGCACCCUCACCAUCCGUGAUGUAAAGGAGGCGGAUCAGGGCGCCUACACCUGCGAGGCCAUAAAUGCUAAAGGCCUGGUGUUUGGUAUUCCCGAUGGCGUGUUAACUCUGACAUCAAAUUCCAACCCAGGCAACUGUCCUGGUGGUCACUUCAGUGUGGACGGUCGCUGCAUGCCCUGCUUCUGCGCCGGAAUGACCAAGAUCUGCAAGAGCACCGGCCGCUACCGCAACCGGAUCACCCUGCGCUUCACUGAGGAGGAAGACUUUAAAGGAGUGAACGUUACGUAUCCAACCAGGCCGGGCACUCCUCCUCUCUCCUCCACUCAGCUCAUCGUUAACCCUGACAUGGAGGAGUUCCAGCUUGUCGACCUGUCUCGCCGUUUCCUCAACAUUGACUCCUUCUGGGUUUUGCCUCGACAGUUUCUGGGCAACAAGAUCGACUCUUAUGGGGGGUCACUGAAGUACAAGGUGCGGUACACUUUGGCCCGAGGUCUGUCUGAGCCUGUGGAGAAACCAGAUGUGAUCUUGGUUGGAAACGGACGCAGGCUUGUGUACCGCAGAGGCAGCGCCACCCCUGCUCGUGUGGUCAACCAGAAAGAGAUCAAAUUCACAGAAGAUCACUGGCAGCACUCCAAUGGUCGCCCUGUGACCCGGGAGGAGCUGCUGAUGACGCUGGCCAACGUGGACAGCAUCAGCAUUCGCACCAUCUAUGAUGACCACAUGGUCAGCGUGGCGCUCAGUGACCUCAUCAUGGACACUACCACGGUGGAGUUCAGCAUUUUAGGUCACGCGAAGGAUGUUGAAGAGUGCAGGUGUCCUCCAGGACACUCGGGCCUGUCCUGUGAGAUGUGUGCCGCUGGUUUCGAGCGCGUCCCCGGUGGCUCGUAUCUCGGCACCUGUGCCGGUUGCAACUGUAACGGACACGCCAGCGCCUGUGAUCCAAUCAGUGGACACUGUCUGAGCUGCCAGCACAACACAGAAGGCCCUCAGUGUGACAAGUGCCGUUCUGGCUACUUUGGCGACCCAAGCCGAGGUCGCCCUGAUGACUGCAAGCCCUGCCCCUGUCCAUACUAUGAAACAACGCGCCGGUUCUCCGACACCUGCUUCCUCGACGUUGACCAACAGCCAACGUGUGACGCCUGCAGGCUCGGCUACACAGGAAGACGCUGUGAAAAAUGUGCUCCUGGUUACCAGGGUAACCCCCUCCUGCCUAAUGGAAAAUGCAUUCCCAACCAAAGCUCCAAGUGUGAUAACAGAGGAACAGUCAGCUCCAGCAGCAGGCCGUGCAGCUGCAAGAACAACGUGGCAGGCGCUCAGUGUGACGAGUGUAAACCUGGAUUCUUCCAUCUAUCAGAAGCCAACCCCGAGGGCUGUCUUCGCUGUUUCUGCAUGGGCGUCUCGAAACAGUGCAGCAGCUCCACUUGGAAUAGAGACCAGGUGCGGGGAGGCGUGAACGGGCAGCUUUUCUCCCUUGCCAACAGCGGAAACACUAGAAUUAUCUCUGAAGGCAUCUCCCAGAGGGGUUCCUCUGAAGUCGUCUACCGCUCCUUCACCAGCGUCCCCAACGACAUCUACUACUGGGUCCUGCCUGAGAGUUUCAGAGGAGAUAAGGUGACAGCCUAUGGCGGGGAGCUUCGCUACACGGUGCGCUACGCACCGUCUCAGCGCUCUCUUGUGAUUGAUGGUGAGCCAAAUGUGGUCCUCCAGGGCAAUGGUAUCUUCCUGGAGCACCACGCCCAGACCAAGCCCCUCCCACGAGUCCCACAGACCGUCACUGUUAUCUUCAGGGAGUCUGCGUGGCGUCGCGCUGACGGGCAGCCGUGCACUCGCGAGCAUCUCCUGAUGGCUCUUGCUGAUGUUUCUGUCUUCAUGAUCAGAGCCUCUUAUGCGGACAACAUGGAGGAGAGCAGUAUCUCAGACAUUAAGAUGGACUUUGCUGUCCCUCACUCCACUGGUAAUGAACGUGCCCUGGAGGUAGAAGAGUGUGCCUGCCCUCAGGGAUACAGAGGACCGUCCUGCCAGGAGUGCGAUGAAGGUUACACACGUACCAGUUCUGGCCUUUACCUGGGUACAUGUGAGAGGUGUGACUGUAAUGGUCAUGCCAGUAGCUGUGAUCAAGAGACCGGCAGGUGUUUGCAAUGUCUCCACAACACGGACGGGCCAAGGUGUGAACGCUGUCAGACUGGUUUCUAUGGAAACCCUGUAACAGGCGGAGCCCAGGCCUGCCAGCCCUGCCCCUGCCCUGGAACUGCGUCCAGCAACCAAUUCUCAGCAACCUGUUAUCUGGACUCUGACGGUCAGCCGACGUGCGACAGCUGUCCCCCAGGUUACACUGGUCGCCGCUGUGAAAGAUGCGCUGCAGGAUACACUGGCAACCCACAGCUUGGACAGAGAUGUACUAACGGCAACAAUGAAGUCAAUGGUAACUGCUAUAACUGUGACCCAAGAGGGCGUGAGUUCUGCAGUGGUCUGGAGUGCCGCUGCAAGAUGCACGUAGAGGGUCCGUCUUGCUCCAGCUGUAAGUCUGGAGCAUUCCACCUCAGCCAGGACAACAAAGACGGCUGCCUGUCCUGUUUCUGCAUGGGCGUCACCCAGCAGUGCUCCAGCUCCACGCACUACAGAGACCUGGUGUCCUCAGUCUUCUCCCCCGGGAACUUCCAGGACAUCGCUCUGGUGAACCGUCAGCGCACAAACCGCAUCACUACUGGUUUCACCGUGGAGGUUUCCACUGAGGGCACCCAGCUGUCCUACAGCAACUUUGACUAUCUAGGACAGGAGCCUCACUACUGGCAGCUUCCACGGGUCUACCAGGGAGACAAGAAAGAUUCUUUCUUUACUCGUAAGAAACGAGCAGAACAGGGUCAUGUCCCACAGCUGGAUGAUGAGGUCUGGGCCCUCCUCUCUAACUUCUCCAAUGGACAAGCGGGUCCCCCUCCGUUCUUUUCCUCUUCCUCCUCUAAAUCCUCUGUCUCUUCCUCCUCAUCUUCUUCCUCUUCACGGAUCCCAACUUUGUCUUCUUCCUCCUCCUUCCCUCGAUGGUCUUUGCGUAACCUGAGCCCCCCUUCUCCUCCCUCUGGUGUCCUCUCUUCAGUUAGGCCAACCAGACCUCAACCCUACUCUCCAGGGCGUUCCCCUCAUCUUCAGCAGAGCAAGAACAAAGUGAACAAGAUUUCUCCUAGCACUUCUACAGGCAACAGCAAGUACGCUCUGGUCUACAAAGGUUUCAGCUUGCACCAGGAUGAUCUGCUCUUCUGGCAGCUCCCAGCACAGUUCACAGGGGAUAAGGUGGGUUCUUAUGGUGGCAAACUUAAAUACACCAUCUCCUAUGUGGCCGGUCCCAGGGGAACACUACUCGACGAUGCCAACGUCCAGAUUAUUGGUAAUGACAUCACUCUGGUAGCUCACCAGCCUUGGAAGAGGAGGCAGCAAGGCAGCAGAGAGACGAACCAGUUUGAGAUCGUCUUCAGAGAGGAAAACUGGCAACGUCCUGAUGGCAUGCCUGCAACCCGCGAGCACCUGUUGAUGGUGUUGGCUGAUCUGGACGACGUCCUUAUCCGAGCGUCGUACUCUUCUGAGAUGCGGUCCUCCAGUAUCUCUGAUGUCAGCAUGGAAGUAGCUGUGCCCGACUACAGCGGUUUGGCGCAGGCCCUCGAGGUAGAGCAGUGUCGCUGCCCCCCUGGAUACAAGGGUCUCUCUUGCGAGGACUGUGCCCCUGGUUAUACUCGCACCGGUGGAGGUUUAUACCUGGGUCAUUGUGAGCUCUGUGAAUGUAACGGCCACUCUGACGCUUGUCACCCAGAGACCGGCGUCUGCGGGGGCUGCAUGCAUAACACACAGGGGGAGCUGUGUGAACAGUGCGCCUCUGGCUUCUUUGGUGACCCCACUGUUGGCACUCCGGAGGACUGCCAGCCCUGCGCCUGCCCUCACACUGACCCCAACAACCAGUUCUCCCCUACUUGUGAGAGCCUUGGGAAUGGUGGUUACCAGUGCACUGCCUGUCAGCCGGGCUACACCGGCCAGUACUGUGAGCGUUGUGCUCCUGGAUACGUGGGCAACCCGCAAGAGAGGGUGAAGUGUCGUCCAUAUGAUGCUGCAGCGUCGCUGGUGGUGAAAGUCUAUCCGGCGAGGGUCUUGGCGUCCCCCGGUGGCCCCGUCACUCUGCGCUGUCAGGUGUCGGGCUCUCCUCCACACUAUUUCUACUGGUCCAGAGAGGACGGACGGUCCAUAUCUGGCGCUGCUGAGAGACGCAGACAAGGUGCAGAGCUCUACUUCCACAGUGUCAAGCCAAGUGAUGCCGGCGUCUACGUCUGUACCUGCAGAGACCAGCGAAGCACCAACAGGAGUCACGCUGAAAUCGUUGUCACAAGUGCUCCAUCCAAAGCCAUUGAGGUGACAAUCGAGGAGCCGAAAGCCCAGACUGUCAGAGUGGGAUCUACCGUCAGCUUCAUCUGCACUGCAAAGAGCAAGUCGCCAGCUUACACACUGGUGUGGACCCGGAUUGGCAACGGGAAGCUUCCCAACCGGGCCAUGGACUUCAACGGCAUUCUUACGAUUCAGAACGUCCAGCCCGAGGACGCUGGCGCCUACGUUUGUACGGGCUCCAACAUGUUUGCCAUGGACGAGGGCAAUGCGAUCCUCUACGUGCAAGAGGCUUCACAGGCUCAGAUGUUUUACACAGCCUAUGAAAUGUUUGAAGGACACAGAAAGCCUGGAGAAGGGGUCCAUCCUGUGGCCACCGCCACUCCCUCAGUGCUGAAUGUCCAGCAAGGCCAGCGGGCAGAGUUUCGCUGCACGGUGACAGGAAAUCCAACUCCCGCAGUCGAAUGGAUCGGAGUUCCAGGAAAGAGAAUGAGUCCCAGAGCAGUGGUUCGUGGUGGCGUACUUAUCUUUUCAGCCGUGGAUCCAGCUGAUGAGGGAGAGUACACCUGCAAGGCCCUGAACACUCACGGCGAGCACACAGCACGGGUUUCCCUCUUUGUCCAAAAAUCCAACCCAAGUGGUCUGGGCACUCAGCCCCAAGUCCAGGUCAGUCCCCAAAAUAUUGAAGUCCACGAGGGUGACACCUUGAGGUUGUACUGCCGUGCAUCAGGAUCGCCCACCCCAAUGCUCACCUGGUUGAAAAAUGGAGGAGUAAUCCCUGCACAGGCCAUUCCCUCUCACGGUUUCCAUCAGUUUAAAAGCAACAGUCUCGAUGUGUUACACAGACGUAUUGAGGAGCUGCAGGCGCGCAUGGACCGCACGGACAUUGGCACUCUGCUCAUCCCCAACAUCAAGAUGUCCGAUGCUGGCACUUACAUGUGCGUUGGCAGCAACAGCAUUGGCUCCAAUAGUGCUCCCAUUAAAGUCACGGUGCUCAAAGCGGACCACGGCUCCUCCGUGGUCAGCAUCCAGCCUUCGAUUGCUGAUGUCCAGGAGGGCCAGAGUCUGGAGCUCAACUGCUUUGCACCUGGAAAUCCUCCUCCCCAGGUCACCUGGACGAGAGCCAGUGGACGCCUCGCCUCCAACCACCAGGUUCUGGGCAAUCAGCUGCGUAUCCUGUCGGCCUCUCCUGAAGACUCAGGAGAAUAUAUCUGUCGGGUGCAGAAGAACCCUGCAGACCCAGGAUCUCGUGUCCAUCAGUCCUCGGUCUCCGUGUCCGUCACUUCAUCUACUUCACGUCCUCAGAGUCCAAUCAUCGCCAUUGAGCCACACAGCGCUGCGGUGCGCGUGGGGGAGACGGCCAGCUUCAGGUGCAAGGUGUACAGCGGCACCCAGCCUGUCAGACUGGAGUGGAAGCUGGCCGGGUGGAACAACAACCAGCCACUGCCAGAUAAUGUCAAAGUCGGCCCAGAUGGCUCUGUCAUGACCAUUACCCCUGUUCGCUCCAUCAACCACGGCGCCUACCGCUGCGUGGCGAGCAACCUAUACGGCAUCACGCACACCAUCGUGUCUUUGAUUGUCAAAGAGUCUCCAGUGGCCACUGUCACCCCUCUUGGACCUGUGCGUGUCAGAGUGGGCGAACCCAUUAACCUGGAAUGCCAGGCAUCAGGAGAGCCGCGACCUUCUGUCUCGUGGCACAGGCUGGACAGCAACCGCAAGAUAAUGCUGAACAGCCCCGUUCCCAUGGAGUCCAAUGCGGUCAUGCAGAUACUCGUAGCACGUCCAGAAGACAGUGGCACUUAUGUGUGCACGGCUCGCAACAAUGAGGGCUCUACAGAGACCAAGGUGGAGGUUAUUGUUGAGGGAGGCUCUCAGCUUCCAUCAGUGCCUCGGGCAUCUGUUCCUGAGCCACGGAGGGUUGUGGUGGAGGGAGAGACAGUAACACUGCUCUGUGAGGCCCAUGGUUUCCCCUCACCAACAAUCACAUGGUCCAAGCUGAGGGCUCCUCUACCAUGGGGACACAAGAUUGUCAAGAACAGCUUGGUUCUGCUCCGCGUGGGCCGGCAGGACUCUGGAGAAUACAUCUGCAGUGCCACCAACCACAUGGGAACCAGUGAAGUCACCAUCAUGCUCGAUGUCGAAACUCGUCCUUAUGCCUCUGUGUUGGAUGUGGCUGUGCGGGUAGGGGAGGUGAUCAGGUUGCAAUGCCUGGCACACGGAACUCCUCCUUUGACCUACACUUGGACCAGAACGGACAGACCCUUGUCACCGAGGGCUCAGAUUAACGGAGGGGAUCUGCAGAUUAAUCUGGCCACUGCUGAGGAUGCUGGGAGCUACAAGUGUGUGGCCACUAAUAAAGUGGGCGACAGUCACGUUGAGGCUAAAGUCACAGUCAGAUCACCUCUUGCAGUGCGUGUAUCACCCCAGGUUGAGGUAAAGGCCCAGGGCAGUGCUGUGGAGUUCACCUGCUCAGCAGCAGGAGGUACCGACACCAAAAUAGAGUGGCUUAAGGAAGGAGGAGCUCUGCCGCCAAACCACCACGUCAAGGACGGCGUGCUCAGGAUCGAGAACCUCGAGCAGAGCAAUGAAGGAGUUUAUAUCUGCAGAGCCAGCAGUGUGUAUGGUUUGGCCCAGGAUACUGCCAGACUGACAAUUCAGGCCCUGCCGAAGGUCAUGAUCAACGUGCGCACCUCAGUGCAGACUGUGAUGAUCGGCAACUCUGUGGAGUUCGAAUGCCAGGCCGUCGGUGACCCCGAGCCCACUGUCCAGUGGAGUAAAGUGGGCGGGGCUUUGCCAGCUCACAUCAUGGUGAAGGGCGGAAUGCUGAAGAUCGAGCAAGUGACCGAGGCCGACGCGGGGCAGUACCGCUGCACCGCCACCAACGACGUCGGCUCAGUGCAGUCCCAGGUGGUGCUUCAUGUGCAGUCUCUUCCUCAAAUUGCUGCGCUGCCAGAAACUAAAGAGGUGACAGUCGGGUCCGAUGCUGUCUUACCCUGUGUGGCUUCAGGGUAUCCUGUACCUGAGAUCAAAUGGUCCAAGAUGGAUGGAGAGCUUCUUCCCAAGUGUUUCCAGGAAGCCAACGUGCUGACAGUUCCUCGCGUGACCCACGAGGAUUCUGGGACGUACGUGUGCACCGCCUCCAACAAACAGGGCAAAGUGGAGGCCUUCACUACACUUCAAGUUCAUGAGAGAGUGAUGCCAUACUUUGCCCAGGAACCACUGUCCUACCUCACACUACCCACCAUCAAAAAUGCCUAUAAGGUUUUUAGCAUCAAGAUCAACUUUAGACCUGAUAAUGUUGAUGGUCUCAUAUUGUACGCCGGCAUGAUCCUCUUCAAUGGCCAGAGGAGAACUACAGGAGCCGACUUUAUCUCUCUGGGACUUGUGGGCGGUCGCUUGGAGUUCAGGUUUGACGUGGGCUCCGGCAUGGCCACUAUACGUGACCCCAACCCCGUCAAACUGGGAGAGUUUCACACCGUCGAGCUGUAUCGCAACCACACCCUGGGUUAUAUCAUCGUCGACGGAGGGGAGCCGAUCAACGGCAGCUCACAGGGCAAGUUCCAGGGUCUGGAUCUGAAUGAGGAGCUGCAUGUGGGCGGUUACCCUAACUACACACUGCUUGCCAAAACCGCCGGCAUUAAGACCGGGUUUGUUGGUUGUAUCCGUCAGCUGCUCAUCCAGGGUGAGGAAGUCAUCUUCAAAGACCUUGACCGCAGCUCCACUGGUGUCACAAACUGUCCCACCUGCAAAGAUGGCCCAUGCCAGAAUGGUGGCAGAUGUGCGGACUCAGAUGCCAGCUUGUAUAAGUGCACUUGCCCAAGAGGAUUCACCGGCAGUAACUGCCAGCACCACUCAUCCCUGCACUGUCACUCAGAGGCUUGUGGACCAGAUGCCACGUGUAUCAACCACCCAAACGGACUGGGUUAUGACUGCCGGUGCCAUCUUGGUAAAUUCGGAAACAAAUGCAUGGAAGGGGAACUAGUGACCACUCCGCUGUUUGACGGUGAGGAGACGUUCAUCGCGUAUCCCCCUCUGACCAACAUCCACGAUGACCUGCGUGUUGAGGUGGAGUUCAAACCACUGGAUAGAGACGGCCUGAUGUUCUUCUGUGGUGGGAAGAAAAUGAAAGUGGAGGACUUUGUGGCCAUUUCCAUGGUGGAGGGUCACGUAGAAUUCAGAUAUGAGCUGGGCACAGGCCAAGCUAUCCUCCGUAGCCCCGAGCCUGUGUCUCUGGGUCAGUGGCACAGAGUCGUGGCCGAGCGGAACAAAAAGUCCGGCUACCUGAAGGUCGACCAAGGCCAAGUGGAGAGUAAGACGUCGCCAGGAAAAGCCCAGGGCCUCAACAUCCACACACCCAUGUACUUGGGUGGAGUCCCCAAAAUGGACAUCCUCCCUAAAUCCGCCAAUGUCAGCGAAAUGUUUGAUGGAUGCAUAGGAGAGGUUUCCAUCAACAACAAGAAGGUGGACCUGUCCUACAGCUUUAUAGAAAGUCGAUCUGUCCGAAGGUGUGUGGACAACAGUCCCUGCGACCGCCGGCCCUGUCUGAAUGGUGGUCACUGUAUGUCGAGUGUCGAGUACGAGUACCAGUGUCUCUGUAAGGAUGGAUUUGAAGGUGAGCACUGUGAGGUGGUGAAAGACGCUUGCCAGAGCAGCCGUCAGUGCCACAAUGGCGGCAGCUGUGUGGACGGUCAGUGUGUGUGUACACCCAGCUACACAGGCCUCAACUGCGAAGAAAGCCAGGUCUUCAGCUUCCCCGCGGGCCUGUGGAAUGUGGAAGCUAGCGAGGCAAAUGAUUCACCCUACCAAUAUGCAGCUCAUUUCCACAAUGAUGGAUACAUCGCUCUGCCUAAAUCCGUUUUCCCAAGAAGUGCCCAUGACUCACCAGAAACCAUCGAAUUAGAGAUCAACACGAGCUCCUUUGAAGGUCUGAUCCUGUGGCAGGGUGUGGAGACCCGCGGCGCACGUAAUUUGCGAAAGGUGCAUGCUAGUAAAAAGGAACCUGGAGAACACGGCAAAGGCAAAGACUUCAUUACCCUGGGCUUAAAGAAUGGACACCUUGUUUUCAGUUACCAGCUGGGCAGUGGCGAGGCAGAGAUCAUGUCCCACAAGUCUGUCAAUGAUGGGAAAUGGCACAAGAUCACUGCAGUCAGAACUGGAAAAGAUGGCUACAUCCAGAUCGAUGGAGGAAAUAAACUACAUGGACAGUCAAAGGGCAAAAGCCUCAUGGUCAACACCAAAGGCAGCAUAUACCUGGGUGGAGCCCCGGACAUGGUCGCCAUGACAGGAGGGAAGUUUUCGUCAGGAGUGACGGGAUGCGUGCGGAACCUGGCCCUGAUGAACGCACGGCCCGGACAGCAGCCCGCUCAGGCCAUCGACCUGCAAGGCCACGCAGCCCGCGGCGUCAACGUGCAGCCGUGCUCCUUGUAGACCGCGGGCGCUGGCUCACACGUGCAGACAACACACACACACACACACACACACACACACACACAUAUACCACACAGAGAGACUAUGGAGUGAUGUCAUGCAUGAAGCAGACUCACGCAGAGCCUGGGCAAACUUGGUGCUUUCGCUGCUACCAAAAACAAAAACAAAGAUGACACCACUCUGUGUGCAGUAAAAAACCAAAAAGAAAAAGAGAAAAACAAAAAAAAAAGAAGAAGAAGAGAAGAAAUUCUCUUUCUCAGUGUUGUAUCAAUGACACACUAUUAACACAGGAGAACCAGUACAGUUUACAUACUUCCAGCAGUAGUUUUAGUCAUGAGAACAGUAAGAGUAAAAAAUAUUAGGCCUUUCUACGAUGGGUCAGAUCCUAUGGAGUUGGAGAUGUUUUUACAGCACUGAAUUUUUAUUUAUAUAUAUAUAUAUGAAUAUAUAUAUUAUAUUUGUGGGGAAGACAUGCAAACUAACCAUAACUGCUCUUCAACUUUCCUAGGGUUUAUUCUGGGUUCUAAUACUGUGUGUCCCAGGCUUUUUUUAAUGGGCCUAACUGUAUUAAUACUUGAAGACAUUUAGGCCUUCUUUCUUCACUUCUGUAGAGGAACCUCCCCCCAUCCCCCCCACCCCCCAGCCUUGUGCGAGCAUGCAUUCACCGUCUUGGGAGAUGAGCGCACACUGUCACAGUCACACAACUCAGGUGGUCGAAAACACACACACACACAUCAAUAACUGCAAACGUUACAAGUCCCGCUCCUUUACGCACUCGCGCUGUUGUUGUGUCUUCCGAAAACGUCUGUAUUUUUUUCUUUUUUGGUAUGAAAAAGAAAGAAACCCUGGUGCUACUGUCCAGACAGGAAGACACAGCACACAGUGUCGAGGGAGAGAAAACAUUUACCAUUUUGAAGUUGGUUUUGGGACGAUAUGGCGCGAUUGUUUGUCCACCUCAGACUUUGUGUGAUUGAGUGGAUCUUAAAAAAAAGAAGGAGUUUUUAAAAACUGAGUGUGUGUAAAUCUGAAAAUGAAGUACAGUUGUUGAUUAUGUCUGUUGUCUCAGCCUUUUCCAUUUCUCACAGUUUUACACUACUUGUGUGUGUAUUUGCGUGUGCGUACAUCGUUGUUGUCCAUAUCCUCUGGAGUAGCAACUCAAAAAUGGCCUAAUUCUCCGCUUUGUGCCAAUUUCAGUGAGCGAUAAAACUCUCUGAAGAUUGUUUUCUCUGAGAAUGCAGUGACAGACUCACCUGCAGCCAAAAAGCAGUGGGACACAGUUAUGAUAGAAGUGUUAUGAGAAUGCAGUGGAAGCCUCCUGUAUGUGCUGCGACCAGUAGUGUAGCUCCCAUAAAGCAUGCUGUCCCGCACCACAAAACAACACAACCUUUUUCGGAUUUUUGUACGCUUCCGAUUUUGUAUUAACAUCCUAAGAUUGAGCACUAUCCUAUCACUUAGCGUUGCCUCGUUUUUAUUUAUUUUGGGUCUUUUCCUCUUUUUCAGUGCUUAUGUUUUUUUUUUGAUUCAGCCAUUUUAGAGACGCUUGCUAUUUCUCUUUCUUUUGUUUGGUUAUUAUGUAUUUCCUCCCACACCCUGUUGCCCCCCAUGUUUUUAAAAAAUACCCUUUCCAGUAAAGGCGACAGAAAUCAAGCCCAGUGAAUGUACGUGAAAGGUUCAAAUAUGUCAUAACCGAGUGAAGCCGCCUGCUCAGAUGGUUUGAAACUGGUCUUAUUAUUCCCUCAUUGAAAAAAAAGUCUUAGGCUCCAAAUGUGAUGAAAGGAUUAUUUAUUUGCGCAGAACGGUGUCAUCAUGAACGUGCUAUGAACUGAAAGGAGCCAAACCUGUGGUCCACGAUGAAGACACUAAAGCAGAGUAGGCUAGUGUGUUUCCCCCCUGUUGGACAUCUAUGAUUUAUAUACUUUAGACACUGUACACUGAUGAAACCGCCACUGCUUUCUGAUUUCACCCCCCUCCAUCACAAAAUAUGAAAGAUGCACUUUUGAUAAAGAUGAUUUUUUUUUUUCUUUUUUUUAGGCAGAAAAAAGUAAACAACACAGUUAAAUGAAUGAAAGUGUACCAGAUGGAAUAUUGUCCAUGACAGGACGACCAAACUAUUCAGUUUCCAGUGUGAAAAGACGCUCCCCUUGCCUUUGGUGUUUCUUAAAUAAAAAGAAAAUUCAUGUGCUA
This is a messenger RNA of Solea senegalensis (Senegalese sole), 13658 nucleotides long. It is a transcript of the gene hspg2, whose product is annotated as heparan sulfate proteoglycan 2. The transcript is spliced from 87 exons. Lineage: Eukaryota; Metazoa; Chordata; Actinopteri; Pleuronectiformes; Soleidae. The record is from RefSeq and is a predicted model, not a curated record. The coding region runs from base 348 to 11474 and encodes 3708 amino acids. Gene Ontology annotation, molecular function: protein binding; calcium ion binding.